Molecule: messenger RNA, 3147 nt
Organism: Tuber melanosporum (Perigord truffle)
Lineage: Eukaryota; Fungi; Ascomycota; Pezizomycetes; Pezizales; Tuberaceae
Exons: 3
Coding region: 1312-2628 (438 amino acids)
Cellular component (GO): cytoplasm
Molecular function (GO): ornithine decarboxylase activity
Source: RefSeq, a predicted model, not a curated record
CGUAACUUCUUCAUCUACUCAUCCGCCGUCACCUCCAUACAUAGUGCCCGCCUCCGAAGAUUGUUAGUCUUGCCUUUUCUCCACCCCCCCCCCCACCUUCUCUCCUUAGCUGUCUGCCCUUCUCUUUAUUUCCCAAGCAUUCCCCCUUCAUCUCCUUUCUUCUUUUCCUCCUCUUUUCCACUCAUCUGUCCAUCGACUUCAUCGCUUUUCUGUUAUUGGUUUAUUUUUUCUUGCCAAAUUGAUUUCUUGCUUUGGUCCCUGCCUCACUCCAGAGAAUAACUUGGGCUGAGCAAAAAAAAUCAGGAGAAAGAAGGAAAAGAAAGGACGAGAAGAGACCGGUACCUCAUUGGGGAGCAUAAAUAAAAGAAAAAAGUUUUUGCUGCACAUACGCAGCAGUCAUCUCAAAACAUUCAAUAUUCUCCUGGAUACUGGGUAGCUGGGUCAUCUAGUGGACACACGCAUCAGUAGCCCUGCUGUUUCUUCCCCGCUCCUCACCCCUCAUCCAUUCAGCCCGCUCUUUCACCUCUUUCACGGUAGUCCUAUAUCCAGGAACGGGGCGCAGGUUCUACGGUAGCGAUCAUCAGGAAAAAGUGGUAGAAAACUUUUGACACCCGACCGCAUAUUCCUCUCACACGUAACUACGCUCUCACCUCGCUUUACUCGGUACUCUCUUUGGCUCGCGCAUUAGGGCAUUCGAAAUAAUUUGUGUCUUGCUGCAAGCGCCAGCCACACCACGCCGACUAGCGGACCGACCAACAAGCAACUCGAAACAUAUGCCACUGGGGCCCGCGGCUCUUCUUUAAAAGCCUCCCUCCACGCUCCCACGCUCCCACUUCACGCCUUUGACUACCAAAGGCGUCAAUCUAUCGUCCACCACGGCUCGCAGAUUCUUGCUUAGGAUAUCUCUCAAGAUUUUAUCUACUCGACCCUUUCGGAGUACCCUUAAUAACAUACCACCUCCGGAGACCUUCGUCCACAACAGUUGUUUUAGGGGUUGCUAGUUUGAGGCCACCAAAACUUCAAUCUCAAUUCCUUCCUCUGCUGCAUAGUUCUCGCCAUCGCUUCCUUCCUCUUAAGGAGGAGGGGUCGAGGCGGUCGCCCUUCGUCAACUUCGAGUGUGUUCGGUUUCGUCCACCUUAACAGGAAGUUUUGCGCUAUCAUUACCAAUUCUUGGGCUCUUAGGGCUUGGAUUUCCCAGAGUUUACCAUCAAUCAAUUUCGACAUAUGAGUCCUUCUGAAACCGCUGCUUGGCCACCCAUCGCUCUUUCCUCCCACUCCGAGAGUUCCUUUCAACUUCGGUGCCCUCAAGUUAUGGCUCCUUCGGCACUUGCAUCAUCAAGCCCAAUCUCCCCAGUUGCCACUCAGUAUAGCUCUAAGAGACGCAUCAGUUCGGCCGCCACCAACACAAAGAAUUCUGCGCAGACUUUAAUCUCUUGCGCGUUGCAAACACGUAUCAACAGCAUCAAUCCCGAUGAGUGUGAGGCAGGUGGUGAGGACGCCUUCUUUGUGGCAGACCUUGGCGAGGUUUACCGCCAGCACAUGCGCUGGAAGAUUAAUUUGCCCAGAGUGGAGCCUUUCUAUGCUGUUAAGUGCAAUGGUGACGAGAAGGUCCUAAGUCUUCUUGCUGCAUUGGGAACAGGAUUCGACUGUGCAUCUAAGGCAGAGAUCCAACAAGUCUUGAACCUCGGCGUUAAUCCAUCUCGCAUAAUCUAUGCAAACCCUUGCAAAACAGCAUCCUAUAUUCGCUACGCAGCUGAGGAGAACGUCCGUAUGAUGACCUUCGAUAACGCCGAAGAACUUUAUAAGGUGAAAAAGUUUUUCCCGCAUGCCCGGCUUUUCCUUCGCAUUUGCACCGACGAUUCCAAGGCUUUGUGCCGCCUUAGUCUUAAGUACGGCGCUCCAUUGGAUUCCACUCGUCAUUUGUUGGAAUUGGCCAAGGAUUUGCGAUUGGACGUGGUAGGUGUUAGUUUUCACGUGGGGUCCGGGUCAUACGACCCUACCGCAUUCUUAACUGCCGUUCAGGAUGCCCGCAGGGUGUUUAACGAAGCAACAGAGGUUGGCUACGAUUUACGCACUUUGGAUGUCGGAGGUGGUUAUGGAAAUGACAACUUUGAAGAAAUCGCCGCAGUUCUUGGGCCGGCCAUUGACGAAUAUUUCCCACCCAGCGUCCGCGUUAUUGCUGAACCCGGCCGCUAUUAUGUUUCCUCAGCAUUUACAAUUGCAACUCACAUCAUUGCACGCCGUACUGUUCAGGAGGAUGGGUCCCGCAACCCCUCUUACAUGCUUUACCUCAAUGAUGGUGUUUACGGAAAUUUCUCGGGCAUCCUAUUUGAUCACCAGAAGCCAGUUCCAAAGGUAUUGAAGCGUGGCGACAAAUACUUUUUCGGAUCGACCCCCACCGAUUCUCAAUUGACCAAAUACUCCAUCUGGGGACCAACCUGUGACGGCAUUGAUUGUAUAUCCUCUUUCAGCAAUUUGCCCGAGGUUUUGGAAGCGGGCGAUUGGCUCUAUUUCAGUGACAUGGGAGCCUAUUCUAAGUGCUCGGCGACCAAAUUCAACGGCUUCAGUGAUAAUCACGACGUUGUCUACGUUGUGAGCGAUCCAGGAGCGUUGGCACUUCUCCCCUAAGCAGUUACCGAUGAGCAACUAUCCAGUUGCACAUUGCGAACUUUCGCGAUGGAAAUUUAGGUUGGGCUAUUAUUUAGGCCAAUUGUGACAACAUUUUUUUAUUUAUAUAUUUUUUAUAUCUUUUGGCCUUAGGUGUUUGUUUCUUUUCUUAAUCGUAUAAUAUUACAUGGCUAUGUAUAGAUGGCUUCGAGCGUUUUUAUUCUACCCUACACCUUGAAUGUUUUCCUUUUUUUCCUUUCACUUUUGUCAUUUUUUACAGACAUUUCAUUUGUCAAACAUGUUGAUCAUGUUGUGGUUAUUUGAGAUUUCUUGCAUUUUGAGGUUUCAUUUUAUUCUCGGGAAAAAGUUCUAGAAGGGGAUCUCAUUGACGAGUGAACGGAGAAAUACACGUUUGAUUGGUUGGUUCAGUCUAUGUUAUCGAGGUUGGAGGGAAAUAAUAAGUUGGUUGUAUAUUGGACCAUUAUUUUGCUGUAAUUGAUAUCACAGUUUCAUGCAGUAUCAUCGCUGCUCCGCCAGCCA